This is a messenger RNA of Vitrella brassicaformis, 946 nucleotides long. The record is from the annotation of a GenBank genome assembly. NCBI's taxonomy places the organism in Eukaryota, Vitrellaceae.
UCAGCACCGUGGGAGCUGCUCUCCCUCUUCGGCACCCUCGCCCGCGCGGGUCGGCAGCUGGAUGCGGUAGCUGCCCGGCAGCCAGGGCGCCGCUUCCUUCCGCGUGGCUGCUGCGGCCAGGUCGGUGACCCUGACGAGGUGCUGCACGUCAGCUGGGGCGUCCUCUGCGGCCGUCGGCUCCCUCACAUACACACUGGUGAGCGGGUCAGCGAGGAGGAUUCCCUUCUCGUCAAACGUGACGACGGUCUCCAGCACGUCUGCAGCGGCCCUGAGUGUCGUCAUGAGAUCGGCCGGGGUGGCGACGGUGGGGGGUGGGAGGGGUUUGGUUGGGGUGAGGGUGAGGGAGGUCGUUGACGGCUGGAAGGCAAGGAGGGCGCUGACCAGUGACAGGAGCGGAACGGAACCAACUGAACAAGCGGGAAACAACCAGAAUGUUCACUCAGCCGUCCACUCUUUCUGCCUUUCCUUGCCCACCUUCUGCAGCCUUGGUCACCAGUAGGGACCAUGACGGUCUCCUUCUGCUCGCCGUUGUGCCGCGCCAGUCUGCACUCGUCGAACACUCCCUCUCUCUCAUCAGCAACAGCAACAAAGCUACUCAGCAGAGCGUCGCUCUGCACGUGGCGGUACAGCUGCCACUCUCUGCGCAGCCGCUGGGAGAUGGAUGGGGAGCUGCCGACUUUCACCCGCAGUGACACGCUCAUUGUGGCUCCUCCUCCACCCAGAAUGUCGUCGUCGGUGCCGCUUAUCACUUUGGCACCUCUGAAAACUCCAUCAACGUCGUCGGAGGCCGAGUCCUGCUGCUGCAGGAGCAACCUCUUCCCUAAGAGGGUCCUCGACUGCGGUGGUCAUGGCGCCGUGGUCGGCUGAAAACGAAGACAGCCGUCGCUGCGCGCGGACAGAUGACAACGGGGCUACCAGGGCUGUCCUGAGGCGUCGCAUGGCAACG